CAUCAUCAAUGUUUGUUCUGAAGUUUCUUGAGCACGGAUUAUACUUUGAGCAAGAGCAGUAAGCAAGAUCAAGGAGGUCAGAUCUCUCUACCUGCCUCAUGCUGUCAUGCAGGCCCCUAACAAAAUCAUCAGCCAUUACCAUUUUUGAAAAGUGAUCACCGCCAGGAAUUACAAUAAUCUUCUUCAUCUUGGAACUCAUAAACUCUAUCUUAAGAUUGUUUCUGCAGGAAUCAAGGUUUGGUCGCUUGAUAAAUGCGCCUGCCAUCCUUUCGAGGAAGGAGGCGAGGCCUCUUUUACUGACGACACGACCUGUGCGGCCCCGACAGAAUUCUGCGCCACGAACGUGAUUCCUGCAAAUCCCAUUUCUGGUGCACCUCCACGUCAAGGAUCCGAUGCGGUCCUGCUUCUCGCCUCCAAUCACGCCGCGUGCGCGCUUGUCGUGUAGCGAACGCCGGUAGAGUUAGAGUUGUUCUUGAGGUGCACUUGAAGCUUGAUUUCUGCAAUAAAUGAGGCUCUCCGUCGUCGCACUUUGAUUGAGCUAGCGAAGAUGGGCGGUGGUGUUCGGCUCUGGUUGGCUCUGUGUCUUGUUGUUUUGUGCUUGAGCGAUCUUGCGGGAGCUGGAGAUGUUGAUGGGUUGCUCGCCAAUGGCAACUUCGAGAUCAGCCCGAGGAAGGAGAAGCUCAACAAGACGCUCAUCGUCGGGAAGCACUCGCUGCCGAGCUGGACGAUUCACGGGCUGGUGGAGUACGUCUCCGGCGGGCCGCAGCCUGGGGGAAUGUACUUCGCGGUGGCGCACGGCGUCCACGCCGUCCGCCUCGGCAACGACGCUUCGAUUUCGCAGAACGUGACGGUGACGCCCGGCUCUCUGUACGCGCUCACGUUCAGCGCGACGAGGACGUGCGCGCAGGACGAGGUGCUGCGGGUCCGCGUGCCACCGCUCUCCGGCGACCUCCCGAUCCAGACGCUGUACAGCAGCACCGGAGCCGAUACCUACGCGUGGGGGUUCCGGCCCACGACCGCGGUGGUGCUGGUCAUCUUCCACAACACCGGCGUGCAGGAAGACCCGGCGUGCGGCCCGCUGCUGGACGCGGUGGCGAUCAAGGAGCUCUUCCCUCCCAUGCCGACGAGAGACAAUCUCGUCAAGAACGGAGGCUACGAAGAAGGCCCUCACGUCUUCAAGAACUCCACCUCCGGCGUCCUCCUCCCUCCCAAGCAGCAAGACGCCACCUCCCCUCUCCCCGGUUGGAUCAUCGAAUCCCUGAAGGCCGUACGCUUCAUCGACGCCGCCCACUACUCCGUCCCCUCCGGCUACUUCGCUGUCGAGCUGGUCGCCGGGAGAGAAAGCGCGAUCGCGCAGGUGAUCAGGACCGUGGCCGGCCGCUCAUAUAACCUCAGCUUCGCGGUGGGCGACGCCAAGAACGGGUGCCACGGGUCGAUGAUGGUGGAGGCCUUCGCCGGCAAUGCGACGGCGAAGGUGCCGUUCCAGUCACAGGCGAAGGGCGGGUUUACGACGGCGAGCUUAAAGUUCAUGGCGAGGGAGAACCGGACAAGGAUAACAUUCUAUAGCUCGUAUUACCACACGAGUGUCAGCGAUCCGGGGGCACUCUGCGGGCCGGUUCUGGAUCUGAUCAGAGUUAUUCCGGUGAAAGCUUGAGGCUUGGGGAUAUCUGAUGGAUCAAAGUUUAGAUUUUGAUAUGAUCGUGUUUGAUUCCGGUAGAUUUGUUUGUACGAUCAAGUUUAAGAGUAGUUGUACUAAGAACGAGUAGUUGGUAGAAAUGCAAAGCGUGUGCCUUUUUGCUCA
Zingiber officinale is the source of this 1801-nucleotide messenger RNA. RefSeq lists its product as uncharacterized. Bases 548 to 1654 code for a protein of 368 amino acids. The record is from RefSeq and is a predicted model, not a curated record. The transcript has 3 exons. Lineage: Eukaryota; Viridiplantae; Streptophyta; Magnoliopsida; Zingiberales; Zingiberaceae.